UCUCAUUUGUUUUAGUUUGGGUUUCCGUAAUCCUCCCCUUCUUCCAAGGAAGGAGACGAGUACGUUUCCUUCCAUUUCUUUUCUUUUUUUUUUCUGAAUUUUGCCCGCUUUGCUUUUUCUUCCUCAGAAUAUGAAAAGCUUUUAAAGAAUAAUAUUUGUUCUGAAGAGACGGCGGGCAUCUUUUGUUUCCUUCAGACAAUUCUUAGUUUCCGACUAUCCUAUCAUAUUAUAUGACAAAUUUGUAAAAGAAUGUUUUUCUUCUGCUAUUAAUAAUUAAGAGAAGAAGGGAGUUGUUUUCUUUUUUCUUUUUUGUUUUUUUUUUUUCUUGUUUCUGAAGGGGCAAAAGGGGGAAAUUUAGAUGGGUUUUCUUGUUGAUACACAAAGGGAAGGUGUUGGGUCUUCAUGGGGUUGUUUGAGGAGCUUGGUGAGGAGGAAACAGGUGGAUUCCCACCAUGCCAGAGCUGGAGUUCAUAAUCAAUUGGCCAAGGCCUUGACGGUGCCUCACUUGAUUGCCAUUGGCGUGGGCUCAACAAUUGGAGCUGGAGUUUAUAUCCUGGUAGGAACAGUUGCUAGAGAGCAUUCUGGACCAGCCCUCACCUUCUCAUUUCUAAUAGCUGGAAUUGCUGCUGCCCUUUCAGCCUUUUGCUAUGCCGAACUUGCCAGUCGAUGUCCAUCUGCUGGCAGUGCCUAUCACUAUUCAUACAUUUGUGUUGGUGAAGGUGUUGCUUGGCUAGUUGGUUGGGCUUUGAUACUGGAGUACACAAUUGGUGGAGCAGCAGUUGCUCGUGGGAUAUCCCCAAAUCUGGCAAUGCUUUUUGGAGGUGAGAGUAGUCUGCCCUUUUUUUUAGGUCGUCAACACAUUCCUGGUCUUGACAUUGUGGUGGAUCCAUGUGCUGCUAUUCUGGUUGUCCUAGUAACUGGGCUAUUGUGUGUGGGAAUAAAGGAGAGCACAGUUGCCCAAGGUGUUGUCACCACAGCAAAUGUUUGUGCCAUGAUUUUCAUUAUAGUAGCUGGUAGUUAUCUGGGGUUCAAGACUGGAUGGGUUGGAUAUGAACUUCCUACAGGGUAUUUUCCUUUUGGGGUAGAUGGGAUGCUUGCUGGGUCUGCAACAGUCUUUUUCGCAUACAUUGGGUUUGAUUCGGUUGCAAGCACUGCAGAAGAGGUAAAGAAUCCUCAGAGAGAUUUGCCACUGGGAAUAGGCAUUGCACUGUUUAUUUGUUGUUCCUUAUAUAUGAUGGUGUCUGUUGUCAUCGUUGGUCUGGUCCCAUAUUAUGCUAUGGAUCCAGACACCCCAAUUUCCUCUGCAUUUGCUAGCCAUGGGAUGCAAUGGGCUGCUUACAUAAUAACUGUUGGAGCUGUUACUGCUCUCUGUUCAACAUUGAUGGGUUCCAUUCUCCCUCAGCCACGAAUUCUAAUGGCAAUGGCUCGAGAUGGAUUGCUGCCCUCAUUUUUUUCAGAUGUUAACAAACGCACCCAAGUGCCUGUCAAGGGCACAGUGGUGACUGGUAUUCUUGCAGCAAUCUUGUCAUUCUUUAUGGAUGUCUCACAGCUGGCAGGGAUGGUCAGUGUGGGUACACUUCUUGCAUUUACGAUGGUAGCAAUUUCUGUAUUGAUACUCAGAUAUGUCCCGCCAGAUGAGGUGCCUCUUCCAUCAUCACUUCAGGAGUCUAUUGAUUCUGUUUCAUUGAGAUAUAGUCAGAAUACCGAGGUCCAUGGUGACGCUUCUAAGGACGGCAUUAAACCUUUACUUCCCGAGAAGGAUGCAGCACUUGAUUGUCCUAUCCUUCUAAAGCAAGAAGCUGGAAGUAGUUUUUAUUUUUCAGGUUUUAUUUGUCCGUUUGUACCACUCCUACCCAUUGUUUGCAUUCUCAUCAACGUCUAUUUAUUGAUUAAUCUGGGACCUGCCACAUGGGCUCGCGUCUCGGUUUGGCUCUUAAUUGGGGUGCUUGUUUACGUAUUCUAUGGCCGGAGUCACAGCUCAUUGCUGGAUGCUGUGUAUGUGCCUGCAGCUCAUGCCAAUGAGAUUUAUAGCAGUUCCGGGGAUUCUUUGGCUUAGUCACAGAAGGCAUAUGAUUUCAGCUUCUCAAUAGUUUUAGAAAGAUAAUCUUUUAUUGUAUGCUUGAAAUCAAUCAAAACCUCCCCCUCCCUCUCUUCCAACCCACUAUUUUUACUAUCAUAAUCUUUAAUAAUUAGUUCCAGGACUACUGCUCAUCUUUUUUCGUUUUUUUUUUGUAUAUUAUAUAAAAGAUAUAUAUUCGAUUAGGGAGGUGGUUGAAGAAUCAAAACAGUGUAAAUAGUUUCAGAAUUUCAAGAUUGGAAAAGAUGGUUUCUUUUA
Carica papaya (papaya) is the source of this 2335-nucleotide messenger RNA. NCBI's taxonomy places the organism in Eukaryota, Viridiplantae, Streptophyta, Magnoliopsida, Brassicales, Caricaceae. The record is from RefSeq and is a predicted model, not a curated record.